CUCAAUACGACAUUACUCUCUCACAAGUUAACGACUGUCAAAAACUCAAGAAACGCCAUCUCAAAACCACGUUUUAAAGCCCGACUCUAGACUCACGCUCGCAGUUCUUCGGGUUCAACUAAACACGUUACAACUUGACUUUAACCCAUAGUUUUCGAUAGACAACACAUUAGUGAUAACGCCAACAUUGUCGGUACACUUCGCACCUGAAUGCCGAUAAAAAAAAAGCACAUUGCGAAAUCCACCCGAUUCAAUACGAUUAUAGUUGAUUAACACCCAACAGCAGCCAAUAUUAAUUAUUAUAAAGUACCUACCUAAUAAUAUGUUGCGCACCACAAUGAAAAUCGUCUUGCUGCUCGUAUCCAGCUUUUGGUUAACGUGUGACGCUAAUGAUAAAUUGCAUAACAUCGUCACACACGUCAACAACGCCAACGUGACAUGGCAGGCCGGAAUAAACAGUUUUCAUACAAACGACCACAAGAAGUUGGUGGGAACUUUUUACCAUCCCGAGUGGAUCGGUCUGGAGCACGAGACCUUCGAUGGGGUUCUAGUUAAGGGUGGCGAUUGUGACAACGACGACGAAGACGAUGGUGGAGACGCAAACGAAACGCCUGAGAGUUUCGAUGCACGAUACCAUUGGUUCAAUUGUACUUCCAUCUCGCACAUCUGGAAUCAAGGCAACUGUGCGGCCGAUUGGGCAAUUUCUGUGACAUCGGCGAUGAACGAUCGCAUAUGUAUCGCAUCACAGGGUAACAUUACUGCACUCUAUUCGCCGCAAAAACUAGUUUCCUGUUGCGAAGACUGUGGUAAUGGAUGCAGCGGAGGAUAUACUGCAGCCGCGUGGAGAUACAUACUAAAAAAAGGAAUCGUUACUGGUGGUGACUACGGGAGCAACGAGGGCUGUCAACCGUGGCUUGUGCAGCCGUGCAACGCAUCCACGACGGCCGCCGAUCCAAGUUCGGUGCUCGGUCCACACGGCGUGUGCGGUGGCGACCCGGCAACCACUCCGAAAUGUGAUCUGAGCUGUUACAACGCACGACACGAGGGGAAAUACUUAGACGACAUAAUCAAAGCCAAGAAAGUUUUUACGUUCGACGGGUGUUCAGCGAGGAAAAACCUGAGGAAACAUGGCCCGUACGUAGUCACGAUGCGAGUUUACGAAGAUUUUCUCGCUUACAAAUCUGGUGUUUACCACCAUGUCACCGGUGAUUAUUUGGGACUGUUGUCGGUUCGGAUGAUCGGAUGGGGUUUGGAAGGAGGACAAGCGUUCUGGUUGCUAGCUAAUUCAUGGGGAACUUCUUGGGGUGACAAAGGUUUUUUCAAAAUCAGACGCUUCGUAAACGAAUGUUGGAUUGAGAAUUUCAGAUACGCUGGCGUACCAAAUUUGUGAUGACCAAGUGAAUUCAAUUAAAUAUGUAUUAGAUAUAGCUAGCUAUAAGCUAAUAAUACUAAAACACUAAAUAUGACAGCUAUAUUAUAUGUACUGAUUAACCGACAUGAUAUAUUUAAUAUUUUUAUAGGUGAAUACACAAUACGUAAAAAUAAAAUAGGUAGGUACAGGAUA
This is a messenger RNA of Acyrthosiphon pisum (pea aphid), 1564 nucleotides long. RefSeq names its product cathepsin B-3483. The transcript has 6 exons. The record is from RefSeq and is marked provisional. Gene Ontology annotation, molecular function: cysteine-type peptidase activity. The coding region runs from base 323 to 1390 and encodes 355 amino acids. Gene Ontology annotation, biological process: proteolysis. Lineage: Eukaryota; Metazoa; Arthropoda; Insecta; Hemiptera; Aphididae.